AUGGCGGACUCGCAGGUGCUGCCCAAGCGGGGUCCCUUCCGCUCCACGUGGCUGCGGGCCCGCAAGGCUCGGACGCCGCUCGUCCUCAGCCGCCGGCCCCGCCGCCGGCUCGGGACGCUGCGUUGGUGCGGCCGGAGGCGCCUGCGGCGGCGGCUGCUGCAGGCCGAGGCGGCCGGCGCGGACUGGCGGGAGAGCGGCUGCCCGGUGCCGCGCGCGGUGGCCCGAAGGCCCAAGCCCGAGGCCCCCCGCCCCGCCCCGGCCGCGCCCCCCGCCGCGAGCGGCCCCGCCACCCUCCCCAUCCCCCCCGUGCGGCCGGCCGGCCCGGGCCGCGCGCUGCUGCUGCUGCCGCUGGAGCAGGGUUUUACUUUUAGCGGGAUCUGCCGUGUGACUUGCCUCUAUGGCCAGGUGCAGGUGUUUGGUUUUACCAUUAGCCAAGGCCAGCCAGCCCAAGAGGUCUUCUCUGCCUACACCCACUCUCGCUUGGCUAUCAAUGCAGUUCAUUAUUCCAUGCCUGAGAAAAGCAAGAAGGAGAUGAAAAGAGAAGCCCGAACUUUGCUCAGAUCUCACCUUAGUCGGGAUGACAGAUGCUGGUUGAUGAAGAACUUUUCUCCUCUGUGUUCCAUUGUGAUGCUAGAACAACUGAAAACCUCCACUGUGAACUUCUUAGUCAGCCAUCCAGGUUUAUCUUACGUUUUCGUACAAGAGAGUCCAACAUUCCAGAUUAACUCUGAACAUUUAGCCCUGAGAUCUGUUGGCAUUAAAAGGGAGAAGAAGAAAAAUGGCCUUCGUUUGACUGAGAGUGUGUUGUCGGCCUUGGAGGAGUUGGUUACCGUGUCCUGUGAAGAAGUAGACGGCUGCCCUGUCAUUCUGGUUUGUGGCUCUCAGGAUGUUGGAAAGUCAACAUUUAAUAGAUACCUGAUUAACCAGUUAUUAAAUAGUAUUUCCUGCAUUGACUACUUGGAAUGUGAUCUGGGACAGACAGAAUUUACGCCUCCAGGAUGCAUUUCUUUACUUAAUAUUACAGAACCGAUUUUAGGACCACCUUUCACCCACCAGAGGACACCCCAGAAAAUGGUAUAUUACGGGAAACCUUCUUGUAAAAACAACUAUGAAAAUUAUAUUGAGAUAAUAAAGUAUGUAUUCAGCUCCUACAAGAGAGAGUCCCCUCUUAUCGUCAACACGAUGGGCUGGGUGUCAGACAAAGGACUUUUGCUUCUCAUUGAUCUCAUCCGGUUGCUGUCUCCCAGCCAUGUUGUUCAGUUCAGUUCUGGCCGGAGCAAAUACAUGCCAAACCUCACCCCUGACUAUGUGGAUGACAUGGACGGCCUGUACACAAAGAGCAAGUCCAGAGUCAGAAACAGAGGUUUCCAACUGGCAGAGUUUACGGAGAAUUUGGAAUUUGCUGACGAAGAAAAGGAGAGUCCAGUUGUGUUCACUGGACAUAAACUGAUAUGCGUCCAGUCAGACUUUACAUUUAGAAAAACUCCAAGAAAUAGAGAGUCACAUAACAAAGUUCUCCGUGAUUUGGCGGUACUAGGUUACCUUGGCCAGCUGCAGCCCCCAGUGCCACGACCACUUUGUCCUUUACAUGGUCUGACACCCUAUCAGGUCCCUUUCAAUGCGGUUGCACUCCGGAUUAUUCAUGCUGAUGUCGCUCCUACUCAUAUAUUAUAUGCUGUGAAUGCCAGCUGGGUUGGUCUUUGCAAGAUCCUGGAUGAUGUCAGAGGAUACGCAAAUGGGCCCAUCCUACUUGCCCAGACUCCAAUCUGUGAUUGUUUGGGGUUUGGAAUUUGUAGAGGGAUCGACAUGGAGAAGAGGCUUUACCAUAUCCUUACUCCUGUGCCCCCGGAAGAGCUAAGAAAUGUGAAUUGUCUGCUGGUUGGAGCCAUUUCCAUUCCACAUUGUGUUUUCAAGAGCCAGCGUGGGCUCGAAGGAACAAUACCUUACAUCACCACAGAUUACAAUUUUAAACUUCCGGGAGCAUCAGAGAAAAUUGGAGCAAGAGAAACUGAGGAGACAUGUGAAGAGAAAGUACACCCCAAACCUAAACUCUAUCGAAGAAUAAACUGACACUGACGUUAUUAGUAAGGGAAGGAGCUUUUACCUGAAAACUGGACUUCGUCUGCAGCCUGCCAUCAGACUGAUGGCGAGGAUGGGGAACGGUGCCCUAAAGUAGCCAACAGCGUUUCCCAUGUACCUCGUGGAUCUAGAGUAAAUUUAACUCUUAAAAGCUACGUGACCUAGAGUUUUGCCCUGGUGUUCUGUAUGGUUCUUCAUACUGACUGUUUUCUUUUCCAAAGGGUUAAAGCAGCAGGGGGACGUUUGUACACCAUUAAAGCAGAGAACACAGUUGAUUCCUCACAAAGCUCUUCAAGCACCUGGUGGUUGGAAUCUGGAUAAAAAUAGGGAAACUGGGUCCUUAAGAAUCUACCAAAGAGGAAGGGAGGCUUGGCCAGCGGGGUCACAAGCAGACUGGUGCGGGGGCUCCCCGGUCCUUGCCCAGCGAUGGCAAAUGGGAAGGAGGUCCCAGCAGCAGGGUCCGCCCGUGGUUGUGCUCAUCUCCGGUCCACACUCUCUUUCAUUCACUCGGUCUGGUGUGAAAGGAUCACAUUUGGUUUGUUUGGUGUAAUUAAUCAAGGUUUAAUUAGAUAAAAACUUUGGACUCAAGAGCCCUUCGUGUUUUGGGUUUUUUCAUCUAUGACUUUAUGCUGGAAAAUAUUGCUCUCAAAUUUAGGAAACCUUUGCCGUGGUCUCUGUAAAACUAGCUGUGUCCUAAUUGACUUCUCAUUGGGGAUUGAAGACAUAGCGUGGCAGAGCUGGACACCAGGCUGUUUGGAAAAAGGACUGGCCGAGCAGCUCGUGGAGAGCUACAUCUCGUCUUUGGUGGCUGGACCGGAUCUUGCACAUAAGGACAACUCUGCGCCAUCCAGUGCCUCCUCCAGGGGAGACGGGAUGAUGAAGCCAUUCUCCCGAUGGCUUCUGGGAAGGUGGUGGAAAUCCAUUCUUCGUCUUCUCCCUGAUUGUCGCAAUUCUUGAUCCUCUAGGUUGGAAGUGGUUUUGGUAAACAAGGGUAUCUGAUUAGAUCACAUCAUUUGUGCAUUUCAGUCUGUGAAAGUCUUACUGAGGUAGCUUUUCAAACUGGUCUUGUGGGUUCAGCUUUCUACAGAUGAUGUGGAAGGCCGGUUAUUUGGAUGUGGGUUUUAACAUCUAUGUUCAUUUAAACCGUUGGUUGUUGUCCUGAUUCUUACAGUGGCCCCUCCACCCUUACAUGCUCUCCCUGGAACUGUGCCACCCUCCAGGGGUGGUUUUGAUUCUCUGGAGACAGUUUAGGGCCUGACUUCAUUGGGUCUUAGUUAUAUCUAAGUUUACCUUGUGCGUGCUUUCUGUCUUGGUCUUGCCAAGAACUUUGACAGACAAUCUGCCAUUACCAGCAUUUUGCCUUCUUCCCUAGUUCCUUGUGUCUUCACAGUGAUGCUCACUAUGGGUCCUGGGCAGCAGGUCUCAGGAGGAAUGACAGUUGAUGCCCUGGCACCUGCACUCCAGGAAACAAAGGCUUGGCUUUUCCCUUACCGCCUGCUGCUCUUCAGGAGAAAGUAGGCAUUGCCACUAGAGGGAGCUGCCGGCCCUCGGUCCCGUGGCCCCAGAGCCUGCCGGGGAGCCUGCCUGAGACUCCUUGGAGGGCUCAGACAUCCUGGAGACUCAGCUGUGUAGCCAGCUCCGUGGGCCUGCUCACACCCACAGUGAUGCCAUCCACCCUAGAUGUCUGUCCCUGUGAUUGUCAAUGUCAGCAGUUUGGGCUUUUUGUCAUUUCUACAGUCCUUUGGUUCAGAAUAUGGUGGUAAGUUCUACACUUGAGGUAUUCUUAACAAAAACUCAGACAUUUGUGUGUGUGUGAUUUCCAAAGCAGUAUGUGCAUAUUUUAAGAAAAAGAAAUAACAUGACUUAGAACUUGAAACCCCCAGUUGCUGAUUUUGUGGUUCUUUAAAGCCAGUUCUUUAGAAGAGAUUCCUUUAUAGGAAAGACAGAUGUGAAGAUAAAUAGCAAGAUUCUUGGAUGGUGGUCAUUUGUAAACAAGGGCCAGUUGGGCCUGGGGACAGGAAGUGGUGGCCCCUCAGCAUGGCCUGGAACAAGAGAAAGGGGAGAAGGAUCGUUGAGCUGGUCCUUCAGGUGCCAUGAAUGUUUGAGAUUAUCACUCUGGAAGAGGCCCGGGGUGGGGAUAGGGGGCCUGGGCCGGGACCCUGGGGCAGGGGGCUGCUUCCCUGCCAGACCUGGGAUCUGGGUCCCGUGUCUACUUGGUAGUUUUAUCCUUCAGGUUUGGAUGUGGCAGUUGAGUGGCGGAGGCAGCAGGCUUUGCUCUGUGAGCUGGGAGUUGGCCAGCCGUGUAUCUUUGCGGGAGAUAUUCAGCCUGUUGUCAUCUGUAAGGCAGGAUGGUGGCCAUUCGUCAGUGCCUGUGGGGAGGAAGUGAGGCUCGUCUGUAUGUGGUGGAGCAGUACCCUGUCUCUUGUUGAAUUGUAAGCUGUGAGAAAGCAGGGACCAAGACUAUUCCUCACAGUUACACUGGGUCGAAGAAGAAGCUAAAUGUUUAAACCUACAUCCCUCUCCCUUGUCUGGCCUCUGGGCAGGGUUACCCUCAAAGCAUUUUUCCAGCCAAGUGUGCUGUUGUCUCUCCAGCCAACCUGGGGAGUAGGUUCUGGGUCUCCCAUUAGUACCCGAUCCUGGCAGUUCCAUAAACCCUCACUUACUGCUUUUAAAAUUGUAUGAACGGUUCACUCGGGUAAAAAACAACUUUAAGACCCACCACCACAUGGGCAUUCACUCAGUGUCAUGAUGCAGUCUUGUCUGGUGUUUUUCUAAGUUGUAUGUGUGUGUCUUAUAAAAUUGAUGUCCCGCCUUAUGUGUAGUUUUUUAAUCCAGCUCUUUUCAUUUAACAAGGGAACUUCUGUGUCAUUAAAUAUUUUUUGAGAACAUGAA
Canis lupus familiaris (dog) is the source of this 4971-nucleotide messenger RNA. RefSeq names its product nucleolar protein 9 (gene NOL9). The coding region runs from base 1 to 2070 and encodes 689 amino acids. NCBI's taxonomy places the organism in Eukaryota, Metazoa, Chordata, Mammalia, Carnivora, Canidae. Gene Ontology annotation, biological process: cleavage in ITS2 between 5.8S rRNA and LSU-rRNA of tricistronic rRNA transcript (SSU-rRNA, 5.8S rRNA, LSU-rRNA). Gene Ontology annotation, cellular component: nucleus. The record is from RefSeq and is a predicted model, not a curated record. Gene Ontology annotation, molecular function: polynucleotide 5'-hydroxyl-kinase activity. The transcript has 12 exons.